Molecule: messenger RNA, 1026 nt
Organism: Linum tenue
Lineage: Eukaryota; Viridiplantae; Streptophyta; Magnoliopsida; Malpighiales; Linaceae
Source: the annotation of a GenBank genome assembly
AUUAGUAUAGAAAGUAAAUGCAAUUUAUCAAUUCAAUUAUGCGUAAUCCAUAUUACUUUGCGAUAGAAUAUACGGUGCUGUUCAAAUAAGAAAUCAGAAUCGGCAGCCGCAUUUCAGUCCGUUUCUGGGAUUUCAAUUUCAGUCACAGACACAUCGUCGGAGAUCUCACCGUCCCGUUUGCCUCCCCACUCCUCGAUUUCUUGUCUCGUCUCAUUCCAUCCAUAAUCAGGUACUCUCCUUUUUGACGGUCUGGGAGAUAAUAAAUGUCAGAUAUGGAGGAUGUUAAACAUCAAGAUGGAAAUGUGGCCGAGGAUAAUAACUCUGCCCCGCCUUCUAAAGAGGAGGUUUUGCUCCUCUACUGCUCUGCGAAGAAGCUAUGAAGAAAAAGUAUGGUGGCAUCUUGCCUAAGAAACCACCACUCAUUUCGAAGGAUCAUGAACGUGCAUACUUUGAUUCAGCUGAUUGGGCACUUGGAAAGCAAGGUGUUGAGAAGCCCAAAGGACCACUUGAGGCUCUUCGGCCUAAGUUACAGCCCACGCAACAGCAAACACGAUAUCGGAAGUCUCCAUAUGCACCAGCGGGUGGUGAAGGAGGUGCUACAUCUGAGGAUGCAGCUUCAAACGAAUGAAAUGGAAAGCCUGCUAUUGAUGGCCCUGACAUGGUGAGAGAGACUCCUGAUUGUCAUUCUGGCUGCAUGCCUCCUUGCUUGGGUGAAUGAGGAAAGUGUCUGAUGCUGUCGAGAAUAAAGUUGGUUUCAUGUUGCUGAAUUACUUAUGGAAAGACCCAAAAAUGGCUUUACAUUUCUAUUAAGUCACCAAAGGCUCUUUUCUGUGUCGGUGUACCUCUUUACAUGCUCUACUAUAUUUCGGCCACCCUUUUCUUUUGAAGCAAUAUUGCAGUGUAGAAAAGUUGAAUUGCUGGAUCUGAUAUCUCUAAAACAACUUGGGACUGAGCUUUUGGAGGUCAAACUGUUUCAUAAAGCAUAGAUAUGGAAUCACAGGGUGUUUGAAUAGAAGAAUAAUUUUG